UAUACGGGCAGGGAGAGUGUUUUGAUCUUUGUCGUCUCCUCUCUCUUUCUGACCUCUUCCUUGGUGGCUUUCUCUCGAUUCUCUAUCUCUUUGUCUCUCUCUGUCUUCUUCUCUUUAGGAUAUAUAACUCUCUAUCAUCUUAUUCUCCCCCUUUGGCCCUCAAAAUCCAACUUUUUACUUCUCUUGCCUGUCCUCUAAUCGCUUGCCCACCCGGCAUAUUUUUGCUACUGCUCUUUCCAGCCCGAACCAAGUUUUCCAGUCAGCUCCGAGAGAGAAAAUAGGACGCACCACCGUAUCGCUCUUCUGCUAGCUUUAGCUCAGAACUUCCCGUAUGUUCUCCUCCCUGCCACUCAGAUACUAUCCAGAUAACUCACAUGCCACUCACUCUAGCUGUAUAACUUCUUCAUCUUCCGACUCAAUCGUACCCUACUUCGCUGAGACCCUCACCUUAUACCACUACAACCCGCAUCGCAAUGGCAACCACAGCUGCUCCCAACCACCGCGCGUCCCUUCUCGCCGGCCUUCGCACAGGCGGUGUCCGUUCUACUUCUGGCCCUAUGGCAAACGUUCCGCAUACUGCCGCUCCUGGCGGGUCUUUCAAUAUGCCUCGUUAUGUCUCGAAUGGUUACAACGGUUACAACGACUCUUUGUAUGAGGAAGAGGAUGAGUUGGCAGAUAUGAUGUCUCAGAACUUGUACAUCAAUCACGCACAGAAUCGGAUGCAACAGCCUAUGACCGCCGCUGUUGAUGGUUCUGCGAAUCGUUUCGCUCACCAGCAGACAAUGGGCAUGAACAGACCCUUGCCCAUGUCCCCGUUCAUGACGCCAGACACCCAGGCGCAAUUGCAGGCUCUUCAGCUGCAGAUGAUGCAGACGGAAAUCGCCAGGCUGCAGACUCUGCAAAUGCAACAUCAGCAGCAGCAACAGUACCAGGCCGAGUUAUUCGCUCAAGCUCAGCGUCAGCGACAGAUGCCACAGGUUCAGCCGGCUCGUCGUAGCGCUAUGCCUCCCGCCUCCGCUGGCCCAACUAGCACCUCGUUUGACUUACGUUCUGCGACAAUGAGGCGUGCCCAACAGGCUGAGAUGAUUUCCAAACUCGGUGCCGUUGGCGAGGAGCAGGUUCCCAUGACCGCUUCUCUUGGUGGCAGAUUUGGCAGCCGUGUCCCGUCGGGCGGGUACGAGGAGGAUUUGUCUUCUGGAUUGAGGAACCCGCCUACCACACCCAGCUACACCACCGUCAUCUCUGGCGGAACCUCGCUCGGUGGUUCGUCUAGCAACAGCAACAAUGGGAUCGCUCCUUCCAAGUCUGAUGCUGCGGUGUCGUGGCGGCGUGGUGGAAACAACUCGGUGUUGAGUGGUAAUCGUACUGCUUCAGCACCGGUGGUCAAAAUCACACCACCCCCUGCAGAGCGGAACUCGCCUCCUCCAUCUAUCAGCCCCAUUAAGACUCGUCCCCAGCCAUUGCGUUUCAGCGCCGAGAUAUCUGAGCCAUUGACCUCCGUCGCCAUUGUGACCAACGAUGGCACUGAUGGCGAUGAUAGCUCGUCAUCUUCUUCCAGGUCCAACUCUUCUCCGAGCACUCCUCGCACCGCUUCUUCCAUGGGUGAUGUUCCACCUCUUUCCCCUCGCGAGGAAGCUGCCAAGAAGUUGUAUGAGGGGUUGGGCAUUGGCAGACCUGUUCCUAGCGUCACCGUUGUCGCCCCUCCUACAGCUGCUAUGCAGCGCUUGGCGAGCCAGCCAUUACGUCAACCCCGUGGACCUCCCUCCAACAACGAAGAGCUCGUUCCUAAGAACUUCGCUACCCGAAGCCGCCGUAAGGCUAUUGGUGCCCUGCUGGAUGCUCGCGAGAGGCGUGAGGUGGUCGAGGCGUACUGAUCAAGUUCAUACCCUCCCAUCACUAUAACUCUCACUCUCCCAAUCCAUCUGGAUGAGAAUUGUACGAUAUUGUUUUUCUUAUUCACCCCACCACUUCCGCCCCGUGUCUCUGUUGAGAACACCACUUUCCUUUUGUGCUUCCUUCCCCCCCGUUGUUUUAUAUCGACAUGCCCUAUUUUUAUUGACGUGCGCGCCCAAGUUUGCACCGGACACUCAGUUGAAUCGAUACAGCUUUCAAGUCGCCGUCCACCCUUUCUUUUUCCCGAAUGCCCACCCACUUCUUCCCCUUUCACCCUUUCACCCCCACCACCACCCCAGGAUGCCCUGUCCAUUCUUCUCAUCUCAGCCCCACCGGAUACGGAGGUUCCGGUCUCUAUGGACAGACGGUCGAGCAGCGAUUGUGUUGUUGUUGUUGUUUUGAUUUCCUUUCCUUUCCUUUUUUUUAAGCUCUCCACGCGCGGAUAUGUAUUUUUCGGAGGUGUUGGGACAGCGCAGGGAAGCUGCGCUUCCCCCGGGUCGAGAUAACAUCAUCAUCAUCAUCAUCAGCACCAUCAGCUCUCUGUUGCACCUCAGAAGGUCGGGAAAAUUGUCGAAUUUGAAAGAAGUUCCUCUCGCCGUAGGUGCGAAUAGGUCAGAAUUAGUCUACGUUGCGCUGAGCUUUUUGUAUACCACCCCUCCCUUGAUGCAAUCCAAAGCCAAAUUUCCCUCUGAUUUUUUUGCGGUGGUGUGCCAGUGUGCAAUCGCAUGCAUAAGAAGCAAUGAUACAGAACACGGAUACGGAUACAAUAAACACGGGGGAUGAAUGAGUAGCAAAUGAGUACACAGCAUCUCAUUUACAACGUUGUGCGACGAUUUUGCUUCCAUGCUCCUGUGAUGUACGAAGGAGGUACCUUAAUGAACGAACAAUAAUACGCCAU
This is a messenger RNA of Somion occarium, 2791 nucleotides long. The record is from the annotation of a GenBank genome assembly. NCBI's taxonomy places the organism in Eukaryota, Fungi, Basidiomycota, Agaricomycetes, Polyporales, Cerrenaceae.